This is a messenger RNA of Anopheles merus, 6141 nucleotides long. RefSeq lists its product as uncharacterized. Lineage: Eukaryota; Metazoa; Arthropoda; Insecta; Diptera; Culicidae. Gene Ontology annotation, cellular component: lysosome. The transcript is spliced from 9 exons. The coding region runs from base 399 to 5957 and encodes 1852 amino acids. The record is from RefSeq and is a predicted model, not a curated record. Gene Ontology annotation, molecular function: cysteine-type endopeptidase activity; cysteine-type endopeptidase inhibitor activity.
AACAGAAGGCUAUUUAUUCGGAAACGCUUCGCGACAACAACAACACAAUCGUUUCGUCAGAACUGCAGGAAGGUCGUGCAGUAAUCUUCCCUGCAAACGCGAGUGCUCUUUCCAAAGUGGUCCGCGCCCCGGUCGGACAGUUUGUUUAUUAUUUCUCCCUUUGGGGGUUGGCGUGUGCGUAUUGGUGCGGUGUUGCUGUGUACGUAGUGGCGCAGUAGUUAAUUCAAUUCUACUGCCCUGCAGUGUUGGAGGAAAAGAAACACAAUUUGUGCAGUGCUAACAAGUAGAGGGCGAUAGAGAGUGCCAAAGGAAGCACGUACGAAUGCAAUAAUACCGAUUAAUCAGUGUAUUGCGAUCUAGUAAAGCCUUUUCGAAACCCGCAAAAAGGGGGUGCAAGAAUGCGUCCCAUUCUGCAGCUAGGGCUGCUGGUGGUGGCGUUGCUGGCAGCGGCUGCGACGGUGACCCGCGCCGAGGAGCAACCGAACCCCGUCACUGAAGCUGAAGUGACCUCGAACAGCAACGGCCCCACGGAGGAACCGGAGGAGGAAGUACAGAGCCGUUUGACCACCGGGCUACGUUUGGAGCAUGAGCUAGUGAAAGAACAGGCCGAUGCUCCUUCGACGGUCAACGGAAGCAGCGAGGGAGGCAUUGUGGCGAUCCAUGUCGAUGCGGUCGGCGGCAAGGAACAGCUGCGCCCGACGCUGCGCGGUCUGUCCUACCUGGCGACCAGCUUCCUGCCACGCGACUUCAAGUUCGUGGAGAUUGUGUCGGCAUCGCGCGAAGUGGUGGCCGGCGUGCGGUACGAGCUGCUCGCCACUGCCGAAGAUGAAACCACCGGCCAGCGGCAUCUCUGCCAGCUGGUGAUCCUCGAAAAGCCCUGGAUCACGAACGAGUACGGCGAAAAGUAUCGCACACUGGAGUACACCAACUGCACCCUGCCGUCGACACAUCCGGCAAUGGCAGAGACGGCGACCCGGCUAAAUGAGGCGUUCGAUGCGAAUCUGCGCCAGAAAGAAGAGCUGACCCCGCAACGGAUCGAAGAGCUCGAGCAGCAAAUUGUAGUGGAAAAGGGCGAUAUGUCCACCACGCCGGAAACGCAAGACUCACCGGUAACGGGUAGUUCCAGUAGCCUGCCCGAUGCGGCGACCACCACUGAGGAGGGAUUAAGUGAGGCGGCCAAAAGUGCGAUUGAUGAACUGUUCAGUUUCGCUAGUGCCGGUUCACUGCAAAGUGCGAACCGUGAUCGAUCAGAUCAGGGAGCAGCAGCAGCAGGUGCUGAAGUGGUAGAGGAACCGAUGGUACGAAAAGUGGUUGCCAAAGAACGCUCGGAACCGGAACCAACGACGGAAGCAACGACGACGAGCAGCACAACGAUUGCACCGCUCGACCAGCAGGUACAAUCGACGUUCGAUGAGGUAUUCAAAGCGCACCAGGAAAUUCAGAAAGCGCUCGACGACAUCAUUGCGAACGGUGGUGGCCGCGAUGUGCAGCUCAAGUACCGCCCGGUGCUAGAUUCGUUGCUGCAGAGGGUUAAGGCCAGCAUCGACAGCUACUACCGCACCACGAACGGUGGUGACGCGAACGUUGAUACGGCCGCAUUCGUUGUGCGCGACAACACGAAUGUGACGCCCAAUGGGGGCAGACCGCCGGCACGUAUCGUUCCGUCUUCAGCCUCCCGAAACGAGGAUCAAUCCUCACAGGAAAGUGAUGAAGGUCAGCAGCAGCAGCGACAGCAAUUGCCGGAUGUGAAUCUGCAGCCCCCGAGGGCUAAUGCACCGACGGCGGCGGCGACGUACGGUGCCGAUUCGGACGAGGAUGAAAACGAUCAACAGAUCGUCACCAAAGAGCAGCUCGCCCAGGAGCUUAACAACGAGGAAGGUCUGCAGCGUGUGAAGAAGCACACGGAAGGUAAGCCCGAAGAGGACACGGCUGUUGAUAGUACGACGGUGAGCGAUGCGGAUACUGCUGCCGUUGGAGAUACUACCAUAUCUGCGGUGAAGAACAGUACGCCAGAGGCUACAACUCCUGUCGCCGUACCGUCCAGUACUUCCACAGCGGCAAAUAGAGUUGCAACGUCAUCCUCGUCCUCGUCGAAGGAAAGUGACGAAUCAAAAAAGCCUAAAAGAACUAAAACGAAGAAAACAGCAAGCGAUUCAUCGGAUGAUACCGACGAGGAGGAGAACGACACCAUGGGCGUGAAACUAUCGAAGGAGCAACUCACGCGACAGCUAAACGCCGAUGAGGGGGGACAGCGCCGUGACAAGCGAGACUUUUCGGGCGGGUUUGCCGACGGAAGCUUUGGCGACUUUUCUGGUGGCAGCUUUGGCGGCGGUUCGUAUAGCGACGGUGGCCACUAUGGUGGAGGUGGUGGAUACCUCGGUGGUGGCUCCUACCAUGGCAGCUAUUACAUUGGUGGGUACAAUCCGUAUCGCAGAAAAUACUAUCGCCCUUCGCCGUACUAUUACGGAGGUUACAGAGGGAAGCGCGACGUUGCAGCGGUGGACGAUUUUCCCGCCGAGUUCAACGAGCAGGGCGAGAGGGUAGUAAAGCAGGCCGAAUUGAACGAGCAUUCGGCAAACCUGAAGCCACCGAAGAUUGAGCGGGUAACGAUGGCGUUCGGUGACUCGAACGAAGAGGAGGAAGACGUGGUACUGACGAAGGAACAACUUGCCCAGCAGCUGAACGCAGACGAUGGAGCAUUUCGGCGCAAUAAGCGUGGCUAUUCGUCGUCGUUCGAUCAUUCCUCAAGCCAGCAACACCACGGCCACGGUUAUUAUGGUGGAUACAAUGUGCGGCCGUCUUACUACAACCAACCAUCUCCGCCGGGUGCUUAUUACGGUUACUAUCGUGGCAAGCGAAACACAAACCCACCCGACAGCAAUCUCGUGAACCUAGACGAUCCCAUCCAGGAGGCUUCGAUGAGAGCGAUCGCGACUGAAGCGAUCCAGCGCCUGGACCAGAUGGAUUCGGAUCCGUACCAGCGAAUGCUGCUCGAGGUGCUCGACGCUCGCCGGGUAGCGCAACGAUCGGACAAAAGUCGAACGACGUACGUGCUGAGCGUGCUGACGGCCAACUCGCGCUGUGCGGAAGUGGAGGAGGAGAAGGAGAGCAAAGUUACGGAGCGGCCGUGCCGGGAGCGGCUGAUGCCGGACACUACGAAACAGUGUACCCUUGAGGUACAUGUAUUGAAAGCGAAUACGGAUGACUCCCAACAGGUACAGCUUACUAAAUCUAAAUGUCAAAAACAGGUUAACAGUUUAGGUGGCAGGCUCGUCGGUGGUGCAACGCCCGUGGACGUGAAGGAACCGACGCACAUCGAGCGCGUGCGUCUGGGAUUGGUUGGAUACGAGAGUGGAAAGCAUAGCAACUUCGAGAUCCUGUUCGGCACGGUCCAGGUAGUGGCGGGCACCAUACACCGCUACAAGAUCGCGCUGAAGGAUGACGACCAAAAGGUGUACAGUACGUGCGAUGUGAAGGUGUUCACUCCGCUUCCGUCCGCCGCAAAUGGCAGCAAGCCGGACUACGAUUUCGAUUGUCAGGAGGAGGAGGAGGCAGCAGCAGCCGCUGGUGCCCAUCGCGCGCGACGUGAUGUGGUGGCGGCACCGCCGAAAAAGCUCAACAAGGUACCGAAAGCCGGCGCUGCCCAGGAACUGACGCCCGAGGAGUACGCCAAGGAGGAACAUCAAACGCGCGUCCGCACCGGUCUGCAGCAGCAGUCGGCACUGGUCGAUGGCAGCGGCAACGAGCGGAAGGUGAAGAUUGUCGGCGCAACGGUGCAGCUGGUCGCCGGCAAAUCGUACACCUACCGUCUGUCCUUCCCGGACGACGAGCUGAAGCGCGUCUGCAAGCUGACCGUGUGGGAGAAGCCCUGGCUGAAGGAGAAGGCCCCGCAGGAAGCGUUCAAGGCGUCGUUCGAGUGUCCGGACGGUGCGAAGCGUACCAAGCGUGCAACAGUGGGAGUCGACUGUCUGGGCUGUGCGUCACCGCUGGCGGCCAAUGAGUAUGGCAACAGCGAGCAUCAGGAGCGCAUCAACAAGAUUCUUUCCUUCCACGGGCUUACGCGCGGAAACUCGCUGAAGGUCAUCAAUGCGACUAGCCAGGUCGUGGCCGGUAUGAAGUACGUCUACUUCAUCCAGCACAACAAUGCCGUCUGCAAGCUGACGUCGUGGGAGCGUGUCUGGUUGGCCCAGUCGCAUCCGGAGGAUGCUUACAAGUACACGUACGACUGCGAAAAGGAGGCGGGUCCGACGAAGGCACGCACCCGGCGCUCAGUCGUCCCCGGUGGAUCCCGUUCGCUGUCGCAGGAUGAGCUUGCGGCUGACGAGCACGUGGAACGUGUGGACAAGAUUUUGGUUUCGAGCGGUGGAUCGAAGGAAUCGUCUAAUGCCCGGAUUGUGAGCGGAACCGUGCAGAUAGUGUCCGGCAAGCUGUACAAAUAUGCCGUCGAGUUUGACGUGGACGGAAGCAGCAAGCUUUGCAAGCUGUCCUCCUGGGAACGGCCAUGGCUGGAGAAGAAGGACCCGACGGAAGCGUACAAGUACACCGUGUCCUGUCCGAGCGAAAAGGCUGCGGCCCGUCAGCGCCGACACGCGAAGAAAGCGGGCAGCUCCAACGAACUGACGGCGGAAGAGCUGAAGGACAAGUCGCACGUGGAGCGCAUCAGAGCCGGCAUGGUGUCGUACAAUUCGGAGCGUUCGAAAGCGUACAAUGAGUUUGAAAUUCUGGCUGGAUCGACGCAACAGGUCGCCGGUUCCCUGUACAAGUACACCUUCCGCGUGACGAGCGAACCGGACAUUGUGUGCAAAAUAUCCAUCUGGGAGCGCGUCUGGUUGGAGUCGCAGGAUCAGCGCAAGUACAACGUCAAAUGUACCGGUGACGACGACACGGAACAGCAACCGGAUAUCAAAAGCCCCCAGCAGCCAGAUGCGCCGGCACCAACGCCGGUCACCACCGCCCCGUCCGUAAAGCGCCGAUCGGUGCGAUCGCUCAAGAUCGACGACGAUGCGCACGUGCGUCGGAUGUUCGAUAAGUUCAGGCACCAUCAUCGCCGUCAGUACGCCAGCUCGAUGGAGCACGAGAUGCGCUUCAACAUCUUCCGCAACAAUCUGUUCAAGAUCGAGCAGCUGAACAAGUUCGAGCGCGGUACGGCCAAGUACGGUGUGACCAAGUUCGCCGACAUGACGGUGGCCGAGUAUCGGGCGCACACGGGGCUAGUGGUGCCGAAGCACGAUCGCGCCAACCACGUCGGCAACCGGGUGGCAUCGGAGGAGGAUGUGGCCGGGGUGGGCGAUCUGCCGCGGUCGUUCGAUUGGCGCGACCACGGUGCGGUAACGGAGGUGAAGAAUCAGGGCAGCUGCGGCUCGUGCUGGGCGUUCAGUGCGGUCGGCAACGUGGAAGGGUUGCAUCAGAUCAAAACGAAGAAGCUGGAAUCGUACUCGGAGCAGGAGCUGAUCGACUGCGACAAGGUGGACAAUGGAUGCGGCGGUGGCUACAUGGAUGAUGCUUUCAAGGCUAUUGAGCAGCUGGGUGGGCUGGAGCUGGAGAACGACUACCCGUACGAAGCGAAGGCACAAAAGUCGUGCCAUUUCAACCGCUCGCUUAGCCACGUGCAGGUGAAGGGUGCCGUCGAUAUGCCGAAGAACGAAACCUACAUUGCGCAGUACCUGAUCAAGAAUGGUCCGAUCGCGAUCGGGCUGAACGCGAACGCGAUGCAGUUCUACCGCGGCGGCAUAUCGCACCCGUGGCAUCCGCUGUGCAACCACAAAUCGAUCGACCACGGUGUGCUGAUCGUGGGCUACGGCAUCAAGGAGUACCCGAUGUUCAACAAGACGCUGCCGUACUGGAUCAUCAAGAACUCGUGGGGUCCGAGGUGGGGCGAGCAGGGUUACUAUCGCAUCUAUCGCGGUGACAACUCGUGCGGCGUUAGCGAAAUGGCCUCGUCCGCUAUACUAGCGUAGAGUGCGUAGAAGUGUGUAUGAGUUUGCGCGCGUGUGUGUGUGUAUGGGUGCGUUUUUACUGCGUACCGUCUAUUUUACCAACUCUUUGAAAUUUUAUACCCUUUUUUACUUUGCAUGUGUAUCAAGGUUUUAAAAAUACUCUAAUUUUCCGAAGAACAAAUAUACAGAGCUGUACAAAAUCGGA